GAAGGUUGUGUUGUAAAAUAUUACGAAAUCAUUGAAAUGGAGACGACAAUGCAGAAUGUUGUUGCAUUAGUAACUGGUGGAGCCUCUGGAAUGGGGAAAUGCGCUGCCGAAAUGAUAAUCAAAAAUGGAGGAAAAGUAGUCAUCGCAGAUGUGAAUACUGCGGGAGAAGAUGUUGCCACAGAGAUGGGAGAAAAUGCCGUCUUUAUUCAGACCAAUGUCACAUCUGAAAAAGAUGUUAUGGAAGCAUUGAAACUGACCAAAGAAAAAUUCGGUAAGCUCAAUGUCCUCAUAAACUGCGCUGGAAUAAUCGGUGGAGAGCCUUUCUACGACUUCGACAUUGAUCAGCCUCAUUCAAUAGACGGUUGGAACAAAUAUUUCGAGGUGAACACCUUCGGGACAUUCAACGUCAUUCGACUUGCAAUGGCAAUGAUGAAGGAAAAUGAACCAGAUAAGGAUAAACAGAGGGGUGUUAUCAUAAACAUUGGUAGCAUUGCUGGUUACGGUAUUUCUGAUGGAUACCUAGCAUAUGGUGCUUCAAAGGCCGCUGUUAUGUCCAUGACUGAACCACUGGCCAGAUUCUUGGCUCCGCUGGGAAUUCGGGUGCUUGCACUUGCACCCGGCUUGUGCGAUACAACGAUGCUUACAAAUACACUUUCUACCGAAGAGCAAAAUUUCUUCAUCAAUGAAACAAUGAAUCCAGUGAGACUGGGAAAACCAGAGGAAAUGGCACAUUUGAUGAAAUGUCUGAUCGAGAAUCAUUUUAUGAAUGCUGAGGUCAUUCGCAUCGACGCUGGACACCGUCCUUGCAACAAGAAGUGCAAUCCAAUCAAUUAACUUUUUCUUCCUUUCGAUUCCAUAGUGGAGUGUUGGAACGAGAUGAGUUUAUCCAUUUUCACGAUGAAUUGUUGAUGAAUAUAUUGGAAUAUAACGUGAAUAAACGUAUUUGUAUAGAAACUUCUUUUGAAGCGCGACUCUUGACAAAAAUCUGUAUAAAAAUGUUACUAUUUUUCUGAAAUUCCGAGAAAUUCAAAGACUGACUCCGAGCUGAAAUGGACUCAUCUCGAUCAACCAUUUCACCACUAAAUAAGGCAUCUCAAUAUGGUUUUUACAUGAUGUUUUUUCCUCAUACCUCUCAAUAUCAAAUUGUACUAAAGAAUUGAUUGUCCUUUUUUUAAAUUUCACUCUAUGCAGAUCACUAUCUUUUAUAUGCAUGAAACUUUCAUUCUAACAAGAGCUAUGUUGAAGUAAAUCAAAAACAGCAAUUUAUUUUUGAACUAAUUGUGCAUUUCAUUUAUGCAGAGCGAUUGCGAUUGUGAUUGUGAUAUGUCAUCUGGACCUUUUCCAUGAUUAAUAAAAGUUCAUCAUCUUUCGUACUAUUGUAGAUAUCGAAAUUCUAAAAAUUUUCUCAUGAAA
This is a messenger RNA of Diachasma alloeum, 1413 nucleotides long. Its product is annotated as 3-hydroxyacyl-CoA dehydrogenase type-2. Gene Ontology annotation, molecular function: estradiol 17-beta-dehydrogenase [NAD(P)+] activity. The transcript has 4 exons. The record is from RefSeq and is a predicted model, not a curated record. Lineage: Eukaryota; Metazoa; Arthropoda; Insecta; Hymenoptera; Braconidae. The coding region runs from base 37 to 834 and encodes 265 amino acids. Gene Ontology annotation, biological process: fatty acid metabolic process; androgen metabolic process; estrogen metabolic process. Gene Ontology annotation, cellular component: mitochondrion.